Glycine soja is the source of this 812-nucleotide messenger RNA. RefSeq names its product auxin-responsive protein SAUR50-like. Gene Ontology annotation, biological process: response to auxin. Lineage: Eukaryota; Viridiplantae; Streptophyta; Magnoliopsida; Fabales; Fabaceae. The record is from RefSeq and is a predicted model, not a curated record. The transcript has a single exon. Bases 169 to 579 code for a protein of 136 amino acids.
UCAUCUUAAGCUGCUACCAUCCAAAUAAUCUUAUCUACACUCACCCUUUGGCUACACCUAUAUAUAAUUAUCAUAACUGCCUCAAACACUCAAACAACCAUCACCAAACACAACACACACUUUCAUUGUUAUUAUUACAUUAUCAAACAACAAACACUACUUGUCAUUAUGGCCAACUUCAGUAGUGUCAGAAACAGCAGCAAAAAGAAGAGCGUAGUAGGUGGCAUUGUGAAGUUCAAAUUCGUGGUUGAGAAGCUCCAAAAGAGACUGAUCUUGCUAGGGAGAAACAAAGAAGGGUGUGAUUCUUCAAACUCAAGCUAUGUGCCAGAGGACGUGAAGGAAGGACACUUCGCAGUGAUUGCAGAGGGUGGUGGAGAGGAACAAAAGAGGUUCGUGCUGCCACUAAGCUGUUUAACAAACCCAACGUUUUUGAAGCUAUUGGAGCAAGCAGAAGAAGAGUACGGCUUUGAUCAUGAGGGUGCAGUAACCAUUCCUUGCAGGCCUUGUGAACUUGAGAGGAUACUACUUGCUCACCAAUGGCAUCAAGAGGGAACUUGUAGAAAAUCCUUGGUAUUUUAAUAACUAUUAAUAAUAAUGUAGUCUACUGGAAUUUUUACAUAAUUAACUUUCGUUCCUGCACACACCUUUAGUCAAAUUGAUUUUUGACUGUCUAAUUGAUUCUUCCACCAAGAGCUAAUAAAAAGUUCCAGCUUUGAGAUUCCUCUCAUAAUACAUGUUUUUCAUCAUUUUUGGGGGGGUUGACUUAGUUUUAAGGAGUUUACUUACUGGUAUCUUAUUGCUGGUUUAUUUCA